Molecule: messenger RNA, 1935 nt
Organism: Drosophila serrata
Lineage: Eukaryota; Metazoa; Arthropoda; Insecta; Diptera; Drosophilidae
Gene: Tis11
Product: Tis11 zinc finger protein
Molecular function (GO): metal ion binding; mRNA binding
Source: RefSeq, a predicted model, not a curated record
CCUUAUUCGCCAAAAAAUAAUCGUUGUGUGUGGACGUGUUUCCGUCUGUUCCUCCACUCAUUUUGUUGUGGUUUUUUGCGAGCGAGCGAAGGACCUCAGCGGCCGUAUUUAAAUGAAAACAACAAAAGCAACGUCAGUAGCAGCGUCAAAGAUCGAGCAAAGCAGUCAACAAAAAAUAAAUCAAGUUCAAAAUCUAUAAGAAUUCAACAACAACAGUAGGAAAAAUUACUAAAAUGUCGGCGACCAUAGUACAGAAAUCGACGACAGUUGGAAAUUCGCAUUAUUUCGAGUGCGGCGACAUAUUCCAGGCGGUGGCCAGCGAUCGUGAUCGCGAUCAUCUCCAGCAGCAGCAGCAGCAACAGCAGCAGCAACAGCAGCAGCAGGUGGAGCUUGUCCUGGACAGGAGCAGCAUGGAGCAACAGCAGCAUCGCCUGCAUGGCGCCCUCACACGAACCAUUUCACAGCCGGCCCAGCAGCAUCGCCAGCAGCAGCAGCAGCAGCUCCUCCAGCAACAGCAGCAGCAACAGCCAGUGGCCAAUCUGGUGACCAUCAUUGAGAAUCUGGGCAACAUGAAUCUGCACCGCAAGCUGGAGCGUACACAGUCGGAGCCACUGCCGCAGCAGCCCAUGAACACGUCCAGAUACAAGACGGAGUUAUGCCGUCCCUUUGAGGAGGCCGGCGAGUGCAAAUACGGCGAAAAGUGUCAGUUUGCUCAUGGCUAUCAUGAGCUGCGCAAUCUGCAGCGUCAUCCCAAGUACAAGACCGAAUACUGUCGCACCUUCCACAGCGUUGGCUUCUGCCCCUAUGGGCCACGCUGUCACUUUGUCCACAAUGCGGAUGAGGCACGUGCCCAGCAGGCGGCCCAGGCAGCCAAGUCGUCAUCCUCGUCUGCUUCUCAGACGCAGCAGACACAGUCACAGCAGCAGCAGCAGCAGCAGCAACAAUCGCAGCCGCAGUUCUUCUCAACGAAGAACAGUCAGAGCCAAGUUAAUAACCACAACAGUAGCAACAGCAACAACAGCAGCAGCAGCAACAACAACAGCAGCAGCAGCAGCAGCCAGUUCUUCCUGCCGCUAAGCCCACCGCUAAGCAUGAGCACUGGAUCCGAUCGCGAAUCCCCCACCGGAUCCUUGUCGAUGAGCCCCGCCAAUUCGCUGACCAGCUUCCCCUUCCACGAGGCCAUGUCGCUGCAGCAUCGCAUGAAUCUGGCCCAGGGCAAUGGUGGUGCUAGCAAUAGUUCCGCCUCAUCCACAUCCUCGGCCUCGGGCCUGGGACUGGGCAUGGUUAUGGGUCUGGGACAGAGCCUGGGACAGACCACGCCACCGGAAUCACCCAAUGUACCCAUCUCGCCGGUGCAUACACCGCCGCCAUACGAUAUCGAUGCGAUUGCCGGUAAGCAAAUGCUUCAGAAGAGUGUCAGCACACCGAUGCAGCAGGAGGAGUCACAGACACAGCCCAGGCUGCCGGUUUUCAAUCGUCUUAGCUCAGCGGUUGAGGGCUACCAGCAGCAGUCCAAUUUGGGGCUUUAAGAAAAACAAAUAACCCCAAAAAAACAAACAAAAACAAACAAAAACAAACAAAAAACUCAUAUCCUUCCUUCCAAAACCCCCAUCCAAAAGUGCAUCCCUCCAUCGACAUAAUGAAAGCACACAAAGUAGCAGAAUCCUUUGACAACAAAAUCUCAGCAAGAACACGACCACAACAACAACGGACAUUUUUGGAGCAAUAACAGCAGGGAAAAGUGAAAAUGAGAUCCAGAGAACUUGAACCUAAACCCGCACCUGAAACUGAACCUGAAAACCCUCUAUCGAAGGGCUGGAACUUUUGGCUUUUGUUUAAAUUAUUCAACAAAAAAAAAAAAAAAAACGGAAGCAGGGAACUUCAAUUCCCAACUCCAGAGAUGAUCUUAAAUCUGAUUUCUCUCAAGCUGUGACA